Glycine soja is the source of this 1350-nucleotide messenger RNA. RefSeq lists its product as uncharacterized. Gene Ontology annotation, biological process: defense response. The coding region runs from base 1 to 1350 and encodes 449 amino acids. The transcript has a single exon. The record is from RefSeq and is a predicted model, not a curated record. Lineage: Eukaryota; Viridiplantae; Streptophyta; Magnoliopsida; Fabales; Fabaceae.
AUGUCUAACAUUUUAGCAUGUUACCAACUCCUAGAACUCAAUGUCAUAUCCGCACAAGACUUAGCUCCGGUGGGUCGUUCCAUGCGGACUUAUGCAAUUGCAUGGAUUGACCCAGAUCGCAAACUCUCCACCCGGGUUGAUUCUCAGGGUGGAACCAACCCAACAUGGAAUGACAAGUUUGUCUUUCGAGUUGAUGAAGAUUUUUUAUACGAUGAGGAGUCAGUAAUUACAAUUGACAUCUAUGCUCUUCAUUGGUUUCGAGACAUCCAUGUGGGCAGCGCUCAGGUGCUCUCGGGUGACCUUUUCCCACCACCAACACAACCCCAAAAAAAUACCUACAAAUCUACAGGUAUGCAAUUUAUGGGGCUCCAAGUCCAAAGGCCCUCGGGUCGCCCCAAAGGGAUUUUGAACAUCGGUGCGGCUAUAAUUGACAGCUCCAUGCGGAGCAUGCCUCUCUACACACAGAACUCCCCAGCCGUUGGAUACAGUCAUGACGAUCUCAAUAAGCCAAGCCAUCAAGCCAAGUCAGAGCUUCGGCGCACAAAGAGUGACUCCAGCUCAAUGCUCGGCUCGGAAGCCAUAGCUCCUGAGCACCAAGCCAAGGCUAGAAAGGGAAAAGCAAGCUCCCAAAUUACCCCUUCCGAAGUAAGCACCAAGAGUAAAAACAAGACCAGCUCCACAUUGAGUGACUCAAAUGUGAAGGCAACCCCAAAGAGGGGUAAAUUGGGUAGAAAGAAGACGAAAAUAACAUCUCAUGACUCACAAAACAACCUCAAUGCAAGGCUAUAUGUUGAUUACCAAGUAAAGUCCACGCCAAAGCGAGAGUUUCAAAACACUCCCUCGAGGACUUACAACAAUAACAACAAUAAUUAUAAAGGUAACCUGAGAGCCACUCCAUUGCAUGCAUUUGCGGUGACAAACGCGGCAUUAGAAUAUGGCACCCCAUAUCGGUCAAACUUGGGUCGUCGUCCCUUUAUGACGGACUCUGAACUGGGUCCGUCAGCUUCGGAGGUUGCAGCAGUGGUGGCGAGACUACCGAUCGAGGAGGGAGAGAAUUCUACGGUGGGAGGGUGGAGCUUGGAUGAUAGUGUGGAGGGGUUGCAACCUAAAGUGGAGAGGUGGCAAACAGAGCUGCCGCCGGUGUAUGACGGCAGCGAGAGGUCAAACAUGACAACGUCAAGCAAGAAAGGGAAGCAUUCACGUAGGCAAACAGAUGGUGGAAAUGGCUUGUUCUCUUGCUUUAGUGUUAUAUGUGGUGUUGAGUGCUCUAUUGUUUGUGGUGGCGGUGACAACAACAAGAAGAACCGGCGCCGCCGGGUUCAGUCAGUGGACAAUGAAAGCUUUCUAUAA